UUUGUGUAAACUACGUAAACCUUAUUGAGUUACAUUGUCCUUUUGCCCCAUAUUCUGACAACAAGAGACACGAUACUCCACGCAAACACUCAGAUAUGCAGCACAAAAGUACAACUGAUAUCCAACAUAGACCAAUCGGAGCAAGUCCAGGCUUUUUAUUCAUUCAGAUGAUGGUCUUCUCUAUAUUUUUCGGUGCCCUGCUCUAAAUUAAGAAUCACAAACCUGUCAGAGACAAACUCUUACUAGCGGUGACAAGUCUGUUCAUUGCUGUUGAUUUUUGCUAUUCACAAUGGCUCUGAAUGCUGUACAUGAUCGAAGGAAAAAGCAUAAUGUGGUCGAAGUAGUGUUCCGUGGAAUACCUUAUGCCGAUUUUGACCGAACAGGGCAUUGGAGUACGUGGUCUCUAUUAAGGAUGUUUGAGGGUUCUUUAUUGCUCUCCGCAUCUCUAUCGCCUAUUCUUACAACUGCCACUUCCAAAGACGAGGAAUACAUAAUACUUCGGCAACACUGUAAAAUCAGUCCACAAUUUUACGAAGACAUCAACAUUCAUACUCAUUUUAACCCUAGAAUAAUGUUUUGGUGUCAUGAGGUAGGAAAGACAUCAUUGAACAUGAAAGUAAACUUGUUGAGUCUGGACUCGGAUCACGUUUACGCAACCAAUAUAAGAAAAGCAGUGAACUUUAACAUGAAAACAAAGAAAGCUGUUCCAAACAACACAUUCUAUCUCGAGCAGGCUGAAAGAAUAAACAGUCUAAGACCUAGCUAUAAAUGGUUAGCGUUUCCAAAAGAGUUGCCUACGAAACGUUUUACGGUCAAGAAACGUCCACUUUACAGUGAUACUGACUACAUGAAUCACGUGAACAAUGCUUCCUACGUCAAAUUCUGUUUAGACUGUUGUGCAUGCGCAGCUCAAGCUAAGUUUUAUAUUCAUUUCGAGGCUGACUUUAUAUACCCAGUUUUGGAUGUAGAUAUUCAAUAUCUGGGCGAGAGUUACGCUAACGAUGAUUUAGAAAUUUCAACAUGGCAGAGCACAGUUAACAUUAGCGACAUUUAUUGCAUCAUUCGCCGAAAAAACAAGACCAUUGUCAAAUCGUUUUUCCGUUUUGCUCUUACAAAACUAGAUCAAGUUGAUUACUUUGUUUCCAGAUUGUAGUAAUUCAUUUUAUACCUCACAUUUUACCAGGUAAUAUUAUGACAAAUAUGAAAAUGGAAAAUAUGAAACGAUGGAAAUAUAACAUCAUUGCUUCUAUCUCGAUGUAUGGAUAUUGAUCCUAUCACAUUGUGUUGCAAACAGUAAAAAAUAUUAGAAUUCUGCAAACGAUGCUUCAAAAUUUUUGUGUUUUGUUGCAAACGCAUAGCACGCAAGUAUAAA
Messenger RNA from Magallana angulata, 1372 nucleotides. RefSeq lists its product as uncharacterized. The transcript has 2 exons. NCBI's taxonomy places the organism in Eukaryota, Metazoa, Mollusca, Bivalvia, Ostreida, Ostreidae. The record is from RefSeq and is a predicted model, not a curated record. The coding region runs from base 290 to 1153 and encodes 287 amino acids.